AUGAUUGAUGGCAUCACUGGGAACAAAAAACCAGUAUAUGUUCCUUAUCCCCGUUGGUUUGGACUGAUGUUAUAUCAUGAGGAAGGCAAUGUUGGAAGUCAUGGGAUUAUUAUUCCAAUUGCUGCCCUUUCCUCAAAGAUUAUUUAUGUCACUCCACCUGAAGAUGUUUUUCUUAUUACUAAAAAGAUGAAAAAAUUGAUUGAAAAACCUUAUGUGGUUGAAUUCUUUGACUCUCAAGAAGACAAUGAUGAAAAUAGUGAUGAAGAAGACCCUAAUGAUGAAGGGGCUGAUCAAGAGAAAGACGUUGAGAUUGAAAUAACUCAUUAUUUGGGAAGAAGAUUGUAUAAAGUUGUAAAGGAUGUUGCUGAGAUGAAGCGGUUUAUGGAUUUAGGUGAUGAUGAUACUAAUGAUAUGGUUAUUGAUGAAUCUCCUCCAAACUCUCCAGAUGAUAAUCCUCCUCCACCUCCACCUCCACUUCCAUCAUCAAAUCCUACACCACCUCUUCUACCAUCUACUUCUCUUCCUAGAACUCCUUCAGCACAUUUUGGUUCUCCUCCCCUAUCUGAUGCUUCUAGAAAGGGUGGAAUAAUCAAGGGUUUCCUGAUUAGCAAUUAG
Molecule: messenger RNA, 615 nt
Organism: Lactuca saligna
Lineage: Eukaryota; Viridiplantae; Streptophyta; Magnoliopsida; Asterales; Asteraceae
Source: the annotation of a GenBank genome assembly